GAGGACGCGCGGGCUGAGGACCUGGGCCCGGCUUGGUGAUAAGGCUCUGUGCUCUGUGUGUCUGUCGCAUAAGCCUUCACCUGCCCUGCCCUGCCCGGGAGGGGACUUUGCCUGCAUUUUUCAAAAACUGACACCGUGUGAAGGAGGUUUCUUUGCUCUGCGCAGCAGUGAGUUCCUGCAGAGCCUUGGUUGCAACCCAGGCCCCACUGGGAAGUAGACGUCGUUUUGCAGAGGAUGGGGCCGGCUAGGCUGUGGCUGCUGGGAGCCGGGAUCCUGGCCUCUGUCCACUGUCAGCCCUUUCCUGCCCAUGGAGAUAAGAGCCCAGGGGCACAUCGACCCCCCGGCCAUCAGCUCUCAGAGCCAGCUCCUGCCUACCACAAAGUCACACCCACCAUUACCAGCUUUGCCUUGCGCCUGUACAAGCGGCUGGCGGCGGGCACCCCAGGAAAUAUCCUCUUCUCGCCCGUGAGCCUCUCCAGCACCCUGGCCCUGCUCUCCCUUGGGGCCCAAGGUGACACCUCAACACAGAUCCUGGAGGGCCUGGGCUUCAACCUCACAGAGACCCCAGCAGCCGACGUCCACCGGGGCUUCCAGAGCCUCCUCCGCACCCUUGACCUGCCCAGCCCCAAACUUGAACUAAAAGUAGGGAGCUCCUUGUUCCUAGACAAGCGGCUCAAGCCUCUGCAGCACUUUUUGGACAGCACCAAGGAGCUGUAUGGCGCUUUUGCUUUUUCUGCCAACUUCUCGGAUCCAGCUACAACCUGGAGGCAGAUCAAUGAGUACGUGAGAAAGCAGACGUACGGGCACGUCACGGACGGCCUGCCUCAGUUCAGCCAGGACACGCUCAUGGUUCUCUCGAACUACAUCUUCUUCAAAGCCAAGUGGCAGCAUCCUUUCGAUCGCUACCAGACCCGGAAGCGGGAAAGCUUCUCCGUGGAUGACAGGACCUGUCUCCGUGUCCCCAUGAUGCAGCAGAGGGAGAUGCACAGGUUCCUGUAUGACCAGGAGGUGGCGUGCACCGUGCUGCAGAUGGGGUACAGUGGCAGUGCUUGGCUGCUGCUCGUGCUCCCUGACCCCGGCAGGAUGAGGCAGGUGGAGGCCGCUCUGCAGCCAGAGACCCUGAGAAAGUGGGGACAGCUGUUCCUGCCCAGCCUGCUCGACUUGCACCUGCCGAGGUUUUCCGUUUCCUCCACAUAUAACCUGGAAGAGAUUCUUCCCCAAAUAGGGCUCGGCAGCAUAUUCAGCUUGGAAGCAGACCUCUCGGGGAUCACCGGGUGGCUCAACAAGACCAUCUCCAGGGUGUCACACAAGGCCGCCGUGGACAUGAAUGAGAAGGGAACCCAGGCAGGGGCCGCCUCUGGCCUCCUCUCCCAGCCCCCGCCCCUGAACACGACGUCGGCCCCUCACGCCCAUUUCAACAGGCCCUUCCUGCUGCUGCUUUGGGAGGUGACCACCCAGAGUUUGCUCUUUCUGGGAAAAGUCGUGAACCCAGUGGCAGGGUGACGGGGGUGGGAGGUCCCAGGGGUCCUCUCUCCCCACCAAACAGGAAGGCUGUGCCCCCUGCACUGUGGGAGGGCAGACCAGCUUGUGGGUGUGCAAAGGUGCUAAUAAAGUUGGCCCUGGGUGUCACGAA
Molecule: messenger RNA, 1633 nt
Organism: Marmota monax (woodchuck)
Lineage: Eukaryota; Metazoa; Chordata; Mammalia; Rodentia; Sciuridae
Gene: Serpina11
Product: serpin family A member 11
Exons: 6
Coding region: 235-1503 (422 amino acids)
Biological process (GO): negative regulation of endopeptidase activity
Molecular function (GO): serine-type endopeptidase inhibitor activity
Source: RefSeq, a predicted model, not a curated record